Molecule: messenger RNA, 951 nt
Organism: Fusarium keratoplasticum
Lineage: Eukaryota; Fungi; Ascomycota; Sordariomycetes; Hypocreales; Nectriaceae
Product: MFS domain-containing protein
Exons: 7
Coding region: 1-951 (316 amino acids)
Biological process (GO): tripeptide transport; dipeptide transport; transmembrane transport
Cellular component (GO): plasma membrane
Molecular function (GO): allantoate transmembrane transporter activity; dipeptide transmembrane transporter activity
Source: RefSeq, a predicted model, not a curated record
AUGGACGACAAGGUUGACACCAAGAUUGCUCCUGGUGAUUACGAGAUGAGUGACAAACAUGGCUGCGGCACUGUAGACACACUCAGUUCAGAGGAUGAAAAGAAGUUGGUUCGCAAGAUCGACUUGCGACUCAUGCCUCUUCUGAUUGUCAGCUACGGCCUUCAAUAUCUCGACAAGACCAGUCUGGCAUACAGCGCAAUCUUGGGACUACCAGAAGAGCUGCACCUCAAGGGUCAGCAGUUCAGCUGGGCUUCCAGUAUCUUUUACAUCGGAUAUCUUGUGGCUUCUUACCCCAUCUCUCUCGGCUUCGUCAAGUUUCCCCUUGGCAAGUAUCUCAGCAUCUUGAUGCUCAUUUGGGGCGUUGUUCUCACACUGCACGCUGUUGCGUCAAAUUACGCAAGCCUGAUGGUUCUUCGACUGUUUCUCGGUGUUUUUGAAAGCGCCAUUAGCCCGGGAUUCUCUCUCAUCACGGGAAUGUGGUAUACGCCUCACGAACACGUCUCUCGCCACUCUUUCUGGUUUGCUGGAAAUGCCUCGGCGAGUAUUAUUGGUGCCAUGAUUGCGUAUGGCAUUCUCGGCUAUGAAGGACAUUUUGCGCAGUGGAAGAUGCUCUUCCUCAUCUUUGGUCUCAUCACAAUCGCGUGGUCCAUCUUCCUUUACUUCUUCCUCCCAGACUCUCCCUCUAGUGCCACGUUCUUGACGCCCUCCGAGCGCGAGUUCGCAUCCCUCCGUCCCAAGAAGUUCCAGAGAACGACACAGACCAAGAAGUGGGACCGCGAUCAAUUCACCGAGACCAUGAAGGAUGUCAAGGCCUGGUGGUUCUUUUUCUUUUCCUUCGUUAUCUGCGUGCCCAACGGAGGAACAACUAGCUUCAGCACCAUUGUCAUCAAGAGCUUCGGCUACGAUGAGUACCAGACCAUCCUCAUGGGUCUCCCUGCUUCCGCCUUCUAG